GACACUCCAUGCCUCUGACACAAAGGCCAUGUCUUUUCACGCCUCUGCUUACUCCGCCUUACAUGCAGAACCCAAGGACACCGCCGCACAUGUUCGAGUCGGUGCUCACGACCGACAAUCCAAACAACACGUCUGUUUGGCCGGCCAAGGUUCAAAGUCGCAGACUUCUCCCAAACGAACACAGGCCCAUCAGAACCCACUUAGCCUCACAGGCCUCAUGGUGUAUGCACCGCCUCACUUCUCAUACACCCAAUGUUUGGGACUCGUGUAGAGCCUGGACCCUUGAGGGUACCUUUCGUGCGGUGGGAAGAUUAAACACACAGGGCCAUUACGGUGUUGUUCUCAGCUCUCAUCCUACUGAUGGCCACAACGUUCGUACUAGCCCCCGGGACGAACGGGACUGUACCAUGGCUGCGAACAGGUUUGCUCGCGUUGAUGCUCGACCAAGGGCACCAAGGGUUCCUUUCAUGCACUCACCGUUUCGUAGCCUCUCACCACUUACUCAAUGAAACUUGGCCCACUAUCCACGGAUACUCACUCACGCUCAUCGCCACUCACAAUCCAUGAAAGAAAAACGACAUUCAAAGGACCUUAUAUAUAAAUCCUCGAAGAACAA
Molecule: messenger RNA, 616 nt
Organism: Somion occarium
Lineage: Eukaryota; Fungi; Basidiomycota; Agaricomycetes; Polyporales; Cerrenaceae
Source: the annotation of a GenBank genome assembly